AUGGACGAGAUAGCGGUACCACGAAAAUCUAUCCAACCUGAGCUGCGUCGCAAUCCAAGGCCAUUUGCGGAGUCUCGUGUUGCGAGAGACCUUCACCAUCAAUUGAAUCUCAUCAAAACGAACACAAGCACAGGAGGUUUUCACCAAUUUGAAAAUGACGCAAAAGCUCUUGAGAAACUCGAGGCUCCGACUGACGGAAUCGUCCCUGCUUUGCAGGAGGAGUAG
Marasmius oreades (fairy-ring Marasmius) is the source of this 225-nucleotide messenger RNA. RefSeq lists its product as uncharacterized. The transcript has 5 exons. The record is from RefSeq and is a predicted model, not a curated record. The coding region runs from base 1 to 225 and encodes 74 amino acids. NCBI's taxonomy places the organism in Eukaryota, Fungi, Basidiomycota, Agaricomycetes, Agaricales, Marasmiaceae.